UCCCACUUCCGGGGGGGUGGCCCGCCGGCUCGCGGGGGCGGAACAAGAUGGCGGCGGUAACGGCGCUACCGGUCUCCCUCUCGGGCAGGUUUAAGGGAUCCUUUGCAUAUUUUACAGUUAAAGACAGACUGCCCCAGAUCCUCACAAAAGUUAUUGAUACUCUGCAUCGACAUAAAAAUGAAUUUUUUGAAGAACAUGGUGAGAAGGGUGUUGAAGCAGAGAAAAGAGCUAUAUCUUUCCUGUCCAAACUGCGGAAUGAACUGCAAACAGACAAACCAGUGACCCCUUUAGAAGAUGAGCUGCCUGAUGCUGCACUGUGGAACCAAUACCUAGACUACCAACGAAAUGUAUCAAAUGGAAAUGGAGAGCCGAGUUGGUUUCAGUCCCCUUGGUUGUUUGUAGAGUGUUACAUGUAUCGAAGAAUUCACGCAGCAUUAGCACAGAACCCACCUAUUGACAACUUUGACGUAUUUAAGGAAGGAAAGGCCCAAAAUUUCUUUGAAUCCCAAGAGGCUGUUAUUGCCUUAUGCACUUACUUUCAGGAACUUCUUAAAAACAUCAAGGAUCUAGAUGAAAAGCAACUUCAGGAAGAACUUUUUAAGCUAUUGCAGGUGUCGUUGUGGGGCAAUAAGUGUGACCUUUCUUUUUCAGCUGGUAAAGCCAGCUCUCUGAAAUCUAGUCCUUUACAAUCCCUGGAAAACAUGAUACCUUACAUCUUAGUGAAUGAUAUGGAAAAACUUUGGUCACUACUUGUAAAUGCCAAAAAAAGAAAUACAGAAAACAGUAAUGUUAGAGUUGACAUAAUCCUGGAUAAUGCUGGAUUUGAACUUGUAAGUGAUCUUGUAUUGGCUGACUUCCUGUUAUCGUCAAAGUUGGCUGAUGAAGUCCACUUCCAUGGAAAAAGUAUUCCAUGGUAUGUGUCAGACACCACAAAGCAUGAUUUUAACUGGAUUAUUAAACAACUGCAGUCUGCUAAUCAUAUGUGGAUGUCUAGAUGUGGGAUAAACUGGGAGGGCAAUUUGAAAAAGGGAGCUUGGGUUUACCGCGAUCACAUGUUUUGGACUUUGCCACAUGACUUUUCCAGUAUGACUGAAGUUGCUCCUGACUUCUAUGCUGAUCUACAGAAGUCAAACUUGCUUCUUUUCAAAGGUGAUUUAAACUAUAGAAAAUUAACAGGAGAUAGAAAAUGGGAAUAUACCGUUCCUUUUCAUCAAGCCUUGAACAAGUUUCAUCCUGCGCCUCUCUGUAGUUUGAGAACACUGAAAUCUGACACUCAGGUUGGCCUAAAGCCUGGACAAGGUGAACAACUUCAGGCUUCUGAACCUGAAUGGAUGAUAAGUGGAAAAUACGGGAUAGAAUCUCAUGAUCACAUUCUUUUGGAUAUUCCUGUCGCUAGAGAGCAGAUGAAUCACUAUCGAGCUGCAGCUGAAACUGCUCAAAGUGAACUUGCAGCACUUUCAGUGAAGUAUGAUUAUGCCCAGUCAGAGCUUCUUGAACUCAGGUCCAGAAUGGUCUCUAAAGAAGCCUCUUUUCAAGAGCUGAAGGCUGAAGCUGAAAGCUACAAGGAAAACAAUGCUAGACAGAUGUCUCGCCUCCUGUUUUUGCAAACCCGAAUUCAGGAGAUAGAGGAAGAGGCACGUGUGCUCACCACUUCUAAAAACCAGGCUGACCUGACAGCUCAGGUGGCAUUCAAGGAAAAUUGGGAGCUGAAGGAAGAGCUUCAUGAGCAAAAUGCCAAACUGAAUAAAUAUUUGAAUGAGUGUGAAGAAAGCAUGACUCAAACUUCUAAAAUCAGCAGAAAGUAUGAAGAGCUCCUUACACAGCUUUCUGCAUUCUUGGACACGGACAUCAGAGAAAAAGAGAAACCACAGGAACAUUUAAUGUCAAAGGUGUCUGAAAUAUGUAAAGAAAAUCUGACACUUAAAGACCAGGUUGCUGCUCUUCAAGAAGCUGUCAAUGUCCAUGAGAUGGAGUCCAAAGCUAGUAGAGAAACUAUCAUGAGGCUUGUUUCAGAAGUGACCAAGGAGCAGAAAAAGGCAGCAGGAUAUUAUCAAGACAUGGAAAAACUUAGAAAGGAUCUUGACAGUGCUAUAAUAGGGAGACAGAGUUUGGAGAUGGAGAUCAAAAACCUCCAAGAUAAACUGACUGCUAACCAGAAAGCUUUGGAUGCCUCAAAGCGGGAAUUGAACAAUCUGAAGGCAUCUUCCAGGGAGCUGGAUGGAAGCUUGAAGAGCAGCAGAGAAGAGGCCAGGACUGCUCAGAGCUCCUUAGUGGCUUUUAAAGAGCAAAUUGCUACCCUCCUCAGCGGUGGAUCUGCAAUAGUUAAACUUUCUGAGAAAGCCAUUGUGGAGAGGAUCCAAGAAAUAAAUUGCAAAGAGGAGAGUAAAGAAAUAAUGAUAUCUCAGCUUGAAACCCAAAUAGCUGAAUUGACCAAAACUUUGGAAAAUCAGACCAGAUUGUACCAAGAAGCUCUGGAGAAGAGCAGGAAAGCUGAAAAAUGUUCUGAGACUUUCCAGGAUCAACUGAAACACUUGGAAGAGGAAUUACUCUCUGUAGAUCUGAUGCAAGAUGGUUUGAAGCUUGAGAAACAAAAAUAUCUGAAAUUUCUGGAGCAACUUAAUGAGAAGAUGAAGCUGGAUAGCCUAGCAGAAGAGGUUGGAUUUGAUAUGAAUGUGGAUGCGAUUCUAGCCCGGGUAGAGCAGUUAGUGAAACUGGAAGGUGAUGCAGUGAUUGAAAACAAGACUAUGGCAUAUAGCCUAAGAAGAAAGUUGAAGACUCAGAAAGAAAAACUUGAAAGCAAAGAGCUGCACGUGAACCUUUUGCGGCAGAAAAUAACCCAGCUGGAAGAAGAGAAGCAAGUAAGGACCGCCUUAGCCGUGGAGAGGGAUGAGGCCAAUGUUGCUGUCAGAAAGUUACAUAAGAUGACAGAGAGGUUACAGAAGCAGCUUGAUCUGGCCAGGGAAACAAAUACUGAUCUCAAAGCCAAGCUGUCUGAAACCAAUGAACUUAAGAUCAAAACUUUGGAGCAGAAUAGAACAAUAGAAGAACUCAGUAAGUCUCAAGGCAAAUUGGAAAGAAUGAAGGAAAAGGCUGAGAAACAACUUACCUCUGUCAAAUCAGAACUUCUUUUAAAGGAGCGUAAAGCUACUGAAGAUAAAGAAAAAAACAAAAAUAUGUUAGAAGCAGUUACCAAUGAGAUGAAGGUGCUUAAAACAGCACUUGCAGAAUUAGCAAAAAGAGAGAGACAGCUGGCAGAUUUCCGAGACAUGGUCUCACGGAUGUUGGGCCUCAAUGUUGCCAGCUUGGCUCUUCCUGACUAUGAAAUCAUUACACGUCUUGAAGAGUUGAUUCACUCUCAUCAGCACCACUACUUCCCCUGCGUCUGCCUCAAAGACAUGGCAAGGGCACCAGAGGAACACUCACAAAGAAACAUACAGCUUCUUCACUGAAACGUGUUUUUUAAGGAGACAGAACAAAGUAAAAUUUUCUUUUGUGCUUCCCUACCUGCUAGAUGUGCAUAGGAAACAGAUAUUUAUUUUUCUGUUCCCUACCCUACAGAUACUGACUUGGGCUGAUUUUUGGUGUUUCAGUAGGGAGACUGAGCUGCAUGGAUAGAGUAAAGCCAGCAGCCUAGAGACAGCAAACAGAAAAUCCCUGGGCAACAUAAUACUUUGGUUGUGAAAAUGAUAGGCAAUAUGUGAACAACAUAUAGCCCUCCAAUUUCAUUGCAGAGGCAUUGAAGGCACAGGCCACCCGAGGUCAGUUCACAGUUUUGGGAAGUACUUGCUAAUGAACGUCAGCCUCGGUGACAUUCUUUGUGCUUUACCUCUGGGUGACAGGGAUGAAAUAAAGUGGGGUUGUCCCGCUGCUGUUCCUCUUGCAAAAUAGGACUUCUCCCUCUGCAUUUUUAUGCAUUCAUUACUUUAGCUUCAAGACAGUUAGCUGGAAGUAAAACAAAGGACUAUCACAAUUUUGGAACAAGGGAUUUUUUUUUUGUUUGUUUUCCUUAGUCUGCUCUUGUGCCAAAGCAAAAAACUACAAUUUUUCAGCACAGGCUCUUUCACAGGGUCCAGUCACGUGCCUGAUGUAGAUAUAUUUGGUAAAAUUGCAUGGUGCCCUUGGUCAUGAUGCCUUGAAAAAUUUUCUUCCAGCUGCUGUAUUCGUUGGGCAGUUAAUCCAUAGGCAAAAUAAGUGGCAGCUCUUCUGAGUUAAUAAAAAGUUAUUUUAAAAUGCUUAUCCACUACAGAAGAUAGUUGAAUUGCUAAAGUCUUUAUUUUCAGAAAAGCAAUGAGGAAGUGUCCAGAACUUCCUCUUAGUCAUAAAAACUGCUGUCUAUCACCCUUUCUGCGUGUUGUUAAUUUUAAUGAUAUUUUAAAGAAAUUUGAAAAAUCUGUUUCAAUAGCACACAAACAUGAUUCUGUGUUUUUAGUUGUCUCUUCCCAUUAUAUAUUUUGUAUGGAAAUGGAGAACAGUAAAGAUGAUUUUCCUAUUUAUGUCUGACCAUUUCUGGGCUUUCUACAGUAUCUCAGCAAAUGAUAACUCACUCACUAAAACUGAGCACACUAUUUUAAGAAAAAUGAGACUUUUUAAAGUAAAUGUGGUAAUUUUGGUAUCUGACUGGGGACUCAAAGCAUUAUAGGUUGCUUUUCUUUCACUUGCCUCUGAAGAAUCAUUCUCAGUGACUUGUUAGUAAAAACCCCCAAACACCCAAGCUUUUGCAAAAUCAGUCAUUUGAGGCAGUAUAGUAAAUCAUGUAUUCUUAUGCUCCUGGGGCUACCUGGAAUAAAAUCAAUUUCCUUUCUUGUUUUAUAAUGUAGCAUUGGUUUUCAGGUAAAGUUUAAUAAAUGGAAAAAAGGAAUAAUAAUAUUGAAUUAUAUAGACUUAAACUUAGGAAAGCACCACAAUUUCAAAGUAAAGUAAAAGAUUGAAAUGUAAAUAUUUUUAGGCAUGAUAUUUUGGUUGGGAAUUUAGAAGGUGGAAAAGGAUGUAAUAAUUUUCUAAUUCUUUGUGAGAGAAUACAAGUAGUUUCAGCUUGUGUUUUGCUGGUUCUAUAGGCACUUCUGCUUCAGUUAUUACUAAACAACAAAACCUGUUUUCUUCAUCCAUAUUCAUAAAUAUUAUACAAAGCCUAUUUUAUAAUAUUUUGCAAGUUAAAUAAACCGCAUUACAGAAUUAGGUCCACUCAGCCCAGAUAAUACGUUCAUAACUUUAAGAAAUAAUCUCUGAGAGUGCCAGUCAUAAAGCGAGUAUGCAUAUUUGGCCGUAUUUUAUGGUUCUGAGAUGAUUUCCUAAUGUCUGCCAGGAGACUUAAAACCCACUGUCAUGCUCGGCAGUUCUGUGUCCUGCCGCCCUGUGACCAGCCGUGGCACCAGCAGUGAAGUUCUGGCCCCACAGAAGCCACCAGCAAAAUUCUCCAAACUACUUUAGAGGAGGCACGUUUUCACAUGAAGUUGGUAGCAAAGCUUGAUGACUGUCUUGCAUGUGAAACACACAGAAAGUAGAAUAAGGGUUUUCUAAUGCCUUUUUUUUUUUUUAACACAGUGGAUCUGUAUUUUUUGAAGUAUUAAUGCUAAUGUUCAUCCAGGAAUAAGACCUCUUAGCUGACUAUUAAUAUUCCCUGUAGUUGCUUUACUUUUGGAAGAGCAUUGACAUCUUUGUUCAUUUAGCCAAAGCAAAUAAAUAAAUAAAAAGUAAAGAAGUAAUUUGAUAUGAACAAAGUUCAGGUGAUUUUGGUCCAUGUAAUUUAAUUAACCCCUGAACAAAGUUUAAACUGACUUGCAGUCUUCUUUUUUAAAGUUUGUUUCAUACAGCAUUGAACUUACUCUUCCUUUUUGGGAAAAAAAAAAAUUAGAACAGGCUUAUGAAUAUUUUCAACAUUUGUUUCAAAUGUUUUCUUCUUUUUUAAGCCAAGAUGCAUUCAACACGAGAGAUCUGAUAGAAACCUGGAAGUAUGUAUUAAGGCUGUGUCAGCAGAUGCCCAUCUUUCAGUAGAUUCUUUUUUACUAGGUUUGUUUGUAUUAGCAAAAGGUAUGAGAUUAAGAGUUUGCUAUCUGUUCAUAAUUACUCUUUAAUUGUGGUAAAUGAUUCUUGAUUUAUCAACAGAAUACAUACUAAAAAAAGUAAUAUCUGUGAAAUCACAGAAUGGUACACUUACAGGACUAGAUUUUUUUUCUCCAAAUAAUAGCUGAACCAACUCCAAUGAAGACAACUUCAGUAUUUCAGAUGGGCAGUGUUGGAAAAAGGCAAAACUCAACAAAUAAAAAUGUUGCAAUUGUAGAUACUGAAAUAAAAUAAUGUACAUGCCAUAAACAUUGUAAUAACAAAACCACAAUGCAAAUGAAAAAGUGCCUUAUAAUGUUAUGAGUGUAUUAAAAUAUAUGCAACUGAAUUUU
Grus americana (Whooping crane) is the source of this 6392-nucleotide messenger RNA. It is a transcript of the gene DCPH1, whose product is annotated as acidic residue methyltransferase 1. Gene Ontology annotation, biological process: DNA damage response. Lineage: Eukaryota; Metazoa; Chordata; Aves; Gruiformes; Gruidae. Gene Ontology annotation, molecular function: phosphatase activity. The record is from RefSeq and is a predicted model, not a curated record. Gene Ontology annotation, cellular component: cytoplasm; nucleus. Bases 48 to 3449 code for a protein of 1133 amino acids. The transcript is spliced from 15 exons.